AUGGAUACGUUGAAAAUUAGUCCAGAAAUAAAAGACAGCAGCGGCACGGAUGGUCAAUUGACACCCAAACCACCGCCACCACCGGCUACUCCAAAAGAUGCAGCACCAUCGGAUUAUGCAACCACAUCUGUACCCACAAGCACAAAAAUAUAUUAUCACAUUGAUGAUGAAACAGUACCGUAUUGCACGGAUGUUAUGGUACCACCGGAUAAGAUUACACUUGGUGAUUUCAAGCGGGUAUUGACACGCUCAAAUUUCAAAUAUUAUUGCAAAGCUCCGGCACCUGAUUCCGGAGUAUUCCCUGAAGUAAAAGUAGAGAUACGUGAUGACAAUGAACGGUUGCAUCGGUCAACGAAUGGUCAGUUUGAGCUAUUCUUGUUGACAUCUGAAGGAAGCAGUCAUUCGGAUGGUUCAUCGGGUCUUCCUCUCAAAAGUGCACGAAUGAUGGUGCCGGGCCCUGCACCAGCAGUUUAUCCUAUUGGAAGCAUGGCUUAUCGGCAAGCGGUUCAACAGUUUGAUCAUAGCAGUAAGCUUUUUAAUUUUCACUCUUUUAUUUCACAAUCAAAACUUUUUCGUGUCGGUGCUGUAACAGUAGCAAAUUCUCCAUUCUCCAUGCUAAAUUUGAAAUGUCGGCGAGAUUCAUGCAUGCACUGA
Gongylonema pulchrum is the source of this 654-nucleotide messenger RNA. The record is from the annotation of a GenBank genome assembly. NCBI's taxonomy places the organism in Eukaryota, Metazoa, Nematoda, Chromadorea, Rhabditida, Gongylonematidae.